Astyanax mexicanus (Mexican tetra) is the source of this 1187-nucleotide messenger RNA. Its product is annotated as magnesium-dependent phosphatase 1. The record is from RefSeq and is a predicted model, not a curated record. NCBI's taxonomy places the organism in Eukaryota, Metazoa, Chordata, Actinopteri, Characiformes, Acestrorhamphidae. The transcript has 6 exons. Gene Ontology annotation, molecular function: acid phosphatase activity. The coding region runs from base 199 to 681 and encodes 160 amino acids.
UAUAACUCACAUACAGUCCACAGUUCGAAGGGGAAGCCCUGCGUUUCACUACUAAUGAUGUGCACUAUGUAGGAAGCGAGGUUCAAUUUGGUAUUUAUCCGGACAAACCGGUUGGAACAGAAACCAUGAGUUUAGCGCUUUUAAUUCAGUUUAUUUAAUAUAUUACCAGCAACUCUGAGCUGCAGAAGAGUCUCAGUCAUGUCUAAACCCAAGCUAGUUGUGUUUGACCUCGAUUACACUCUCUGGCCGUUUUGGGUGGACACGCAUGUUGACCCUCCUUUCCACAAAGACAAGAAUGGAAGAGUUCUAGAUUCAAGGAGUGAUCACGUAACUCUCUAUAAAGACACAAUAGACAUCCUGCGUUCUCUGAAAAAUGAGGGCAUCCAGAUUGGGGUGGCAUCACGCACCGGGGAAGUGAACGGAGCCAAUCAGCUGCUUUCCCUCUACAGCCUGGACCAGUACAUUUCCUUCAAACAGAUUUACCCCGGGUCAAAAGUCACCCACUUCAAAAGGUUGCAGGCAGACAGUGGAGUUUCCUACACAGACAUGAUGUUCUUUGAUGAUGAGCAGAGGAACAUCACAGACGUCAGCAGACUGGGAGUGCACUGUUUGCUGGUUCCUAACGGAGUGACGUCCAAAUUAGUCAGUGAGGAGCUUCAGCAGUUCCAGAAGAAGCACUGAGUUCUCGCUCUGCCUGCAGGGGGCAGUGCAGAGGCACAGCAAGUGCUCACUGUUCAGUGUGAGGCUGUGGACGGGUCAAUUAUUUAUUUUAGUGCUCAUUAAACUACAUAAGAAAACAUGAGCAGGCUCUACAUUAAAACAUAACAGCAUUUAAGAAUUGCUCUAAAUAGAAUGAUGACAUAGAAUGAUGUUUUUCCUGGUGUUUUAGUGAACAAAAACAUAUUUAAGGGAAAAUUCUCUUCUUACUUCUACUCAUAUUUAUGUGGUUUUAUUUUCUGUAUUUAUUCACCAAACAACAGAUGUGUAAUGUUUUAAUAUGUGAACAGGUAUUAAUUCAGCAAACAAUACCAAACAAUAAAUGACUUAUAAAAGGAUUACAGUGAUUUAUAGUAAAUCUGAAAGAGUUGAUUGAAGCAAUAAAAUGUGAGAUUGAUAUUUGUAUGCUCUGUGCACAUUUGUCUGCAUUUAAAGCAAAUUAAUAAACAUUCUGUAUAUAUUUUACCUUA